ACUCCAAUGUAUGAAGAAACAACGCACAAAAUCCCCUUUUCCCCCUCUCACAAAAACCCUAACUAAACCCAUUUCUGCCGUCAGAUGAAUCAUUUCCUCAAAUUUAUUCAGUCUCACCAUCUUCUUCGCCAUUUUUCAUCACUACCCAAACUCCCAUACUUCACCAAAAUCCCUUCCAAGUAUCGAUCCCGAGCCAUUAAAGAUGCUCAACAAGCUCUCACGGAUUACCUCCACUGCACCCGUUACAUCCCUUUCGUCUACGCCGAGCACAUUGCCAAAAACUCCCUCUAUUCCCUAUCUUCUCUAGUCUCCGGCAUCGAUUUCUCCGCCGUGAGUUUCAACAAGAACGUCCUCAGGUUGCUCAGGUACCAUCCCAUUAACGAGUACGAGUUUUUCUUUGAAAGCAUAGGAAUUGAUUAUGAUGAAGUUAGUGGGCUUUUGCCUUCGAAUAAAUUCUUCUUCUCUGAAGAUGAAACGGUUCUCGAUGCUGCUUGUGCGCUUUCUGGAUUUGGGCUCCCUUGGAACAGAUUGGGUAAGCUUUAUAAAGAGGAUGCUUUGAUUUUUAGGGUGAGUUCUAAGGAAUUGAAAGCUAGGCUUUGUAGGAUUAAGGAAUUUGGGUUUAGCAAUAAUAUUUCUGUGAUUGGUAUUUGCUUGGCUUUUCCUUGCGUAUUGCGUGGGGUUGGUGAAUUGGAAUGUGAAGUUGCUGCUUUGUUGAAUGAUUUGAAAAGGGUUUUUGUAGAUUUUGAUUUGGGGAAUCAUGUUGAAGCUAAUGUGGAUUCUUGGUAUGAAAUUUGUAGGAAAAUGAGGAUGUUUUAUGAUUUGGGUUGUGAGAAGGGGAAAAUCGGGGAGCUGAUGGGUAGAAAUAAGAGCCUCUUUCUUCGGCAUUCGGAGGAGGUUAUGGUUCGGAAAAUCGAGUAUUUUUGUCGGUUUUUGGUUAGGAAGGAAGAUGUCGGUUUGUUGAUUCUUCGAAGCCCCGAGAUUUUGGAUUUUGAUUUGGAAACACCGGUGAUUUCGGUUAUGGGAAUAUUGAAACAUUUUGGAUUGAAUGCUGAUGAAAGGAAUUUCAUUGCUAAAGAAUACCCUUAUGUAUUGGGGAGGAAUAAAAUGGCUAAUUUACCCAAUGUGAUGAAAGCUUUGAAUCUACACGAGUGGUUGUUUAAUAAGAUUAAGGACGGAAAUCAUCUGUUGCUUGCUAAUUGCGCCGUUAGCGAUCUUGACGAAGACUUUGAUAUGGAUUUCCGAGAUAGUUUCGAGAGAAUUCAGUUUUCAAGAACCCCUAUCCACACAACGGAGAAGUUGAUUUUUUUGCAUAGGAUUGGGUUUGGGGAGAAUUCUUUGACCAUGAAGGUUUUAGCUCAUGUUCAUGGCACUAGUGCGGAGUUGCAAGAAAGAUUCGACAGUCUUCUCGGUAUGGGGAUCACGUUCUCGAAACUUUGCAAGAUGGUACAAACAACACCGAAAGUUCUAAACCAGAGUCCCGAAACUAUAGCGCGGAAGCUGAACUUCCUUCGCUACGAAAUGGGUGUUCCUUUGGACUACCUUGAUAUAUUCCCGGCAUUUCUAUGUUUCAACUUGGAGAAGCGGAUUAAGCCUAGGUACAGAUUCCAUAAAUGGCUCACGGAGAACGGUUUGUGCACUCGAAACUACUCCAUUGCCAGCAUAGUCGCAACCGGUGAAAAGAGUUUCGUUGCUCGUCUUUCUCGUAUUCAUCCCGAUGCUCCAAAACACUGGUUAGAGAGUUUCUCCUACCAGGAACCUGGUGAUGGUAGCUAGGACCCAUAACAUUGUCUAGAUUCGGUUGUCCCAAAUAUUGAUUUUUGGACCGAUAUCCAUUCUUCAAGUGAGAUGGGUGUCUUUCUUCGCGGUCAAUAUAUUGUAAGUUGCAACUAUUACAACUAAUACAAUAUCCAAUGCAUGCUUAUA
Molecule: messenger RNA, 1923 nt
Organism: Hibiscus syriacus
Lineage: Eukaryota; Viridiplantae; Streptophyta; Magnoliopsida; Malvales; Malvaceae
Product: transcription termination factor MTEF18, mitochondrial-like
Exons: 1
Coding region: 85-1773 (562 amino acids)
Biological process (GO): regulation of DNA-templated transcription; chloroplast organization
Cellular component (GO): chloroplast
Molecular function (GO): double-stranded DNA binding
Source: RefSeq, a predicted model, not a curated record